This is a messenger RNA of Rosa chinensis, 1596 nucleotides long. RefSeq lists its product as uncharacterized. Gene Ontology annotation, cellular component: extracellular region. The record is from RefSeq and is a predicted model, not a curated record. Bases 1 to 1596 code for a protein of 531 amino acids. NCBI's taxonomy places the organism in Eukaryota, Viridiplantae, Streptophyta, Magnoliopsida, Rosales, Rosaceae. The transcript has a single exon.
AUGUCAUUCCUAUUACCACCCACUAUUGCGCUCAGUUCAGCCUGGUUCUUCAGUUUCAACGACUCCUACUUGAUCUACAGGAAUGAUUCUGAUUCCGAGACGCGUGGCUUUCUCAGAGUCAACGGAUCGAAUGUCUUCAGCUCAUUAGCAAAGUUCGAAGUGGUGACGGCCAAUACUGGGACGGGACUGGUACAUAUCAGAUGCUCUCAUAAUAAGAAGUUCCUGCGAAGGAGAACUGAAGGUAAUGUGAACCUUUCUCCGGAGGCUGAUGAACCAGAGGAGGACCAAUCCAAAUGGUCAUGUACAUUAUUUGAGCCUCAAGUAGCUGAAGAUGGCAACCCCGACAAAGCCCGGUUAUUCCAUGUCCAAUCAAAACAAUAUGCAACGGCAUGGGACAUAGGUGGAGCAGUAAGGGUCUUGAGAUUAUAUGGAGAGCAGCAUGGUCAGAAUAUCUUCGAUAUCAUCGACUUGGAGUCAUUGGUGAUAUUGCCAAAGCAUGUGGCCUUCAAAGGCCACACCGGCAAUUACCUUCAGCUUGUGGCGGAUGCUAAGCUCAGGUUCAUAUCCACCGAUAAGGGGAUUCCUGAGUCCUGGUUCGAGGUGUCCACUGAUGGCCAUGGAAGGGUACAGAUCAAAUCUUACCACGACAAUAGCUACUUUUUUAACAGCAGUGACAGGAUUUGGUCUGACCCAAGGGUUGCCGCCACCGAUACUAGCACCUUGUUUUGGCCGGUGAAGGUCGACAGUAAUAAGGUCGCUCUCAAAAGCAACAACAAGUUUUGCGCCCAAAUCAGUGAUGCUAAUGGAACCGAUGCCCUCAAUGCAGUCUACAUCAGCAUUCCAACCAACUCACGCUUCACGCUGGAAGAGCUUGUUCUCUCUAGGAGAAUUUACAACACAGACUUUGACCUUAAGAAUGCCAUAAUCUACGGUGAGACUCCGGUCACCAUGGCCACCGCAAACGCCAGCAACAACACCUCAGCAGACAACACUGUGGAAUUCAAGUUCGCUUACACGGAGAGUAAGAGCAGCACGUGGAGCGCCAGCCACUCGUGGAUGGUGGGAGUGAGUGCCACCGCCAGCUUCAAAGUUCCAUUCAUCGGCGGUACUGAGGUCACUGCUUCAGCAAAAUAUUCCGGAUCAUACGAGUGGGGAGAGACAAUUACAUCCGAAAACACGUUGGAGACCACCUACACGGUUACAGUGCCGGCAAACACUUCGAUAUCUGUGAGCUUGAUGGCGACUAAGGGAACUUGCGACGUGCCUUACUCUUAUUACCAGCGGGACGUGCUUUAUAAUGGUAAAACCGUUGUCUAUAAGAAAGAUGACGGGCUGUACACGGGUGUUAAUUCAUACAACUUCCGCUAUGAGGUUACAACACUGAAAGAGCCAGAAACUAGAGCUGAUUUGCCGACCAGACAGCAGAAGUUGCCGGACCCAUCGGUCGACCCCUCCAUAGAACAAAAGCUACCUCUGCCCGUGCUGUCUGAAUCAACCACCAGAGUGCAAAACAAGGUGACCUCGACCACCACCCCGGAGCAAGAGUUGUCAAAGCUAGGAUUAGAAGAUGCAGCCAGCACUGCCAUGAAACCCUAG